Molecule: messenger RNA, 3066 nt
Organism: Cydia fagiglandana
Lineage: Eukaryota; Metazoa; Arthropoda; Insecta; Lepidoptera; Tortricidae
Exons: 2
Coding region: 2101-3063 (320 amino acids)
Source: RefSeq, a predicted model, not a curated record
ACUCGGUGCAAGGGAGCUGAGGACUAGCCAUGAGAUUCUCGAUCUGUAAAUAAUAAUAAUAAUAGAGAUGGUAACUCAUUAUGAAUGAAAUAAAUAAUUUAAGCUUAGGUAAUAGGUAAUUAUUUAACAACAUUUUGGGCCGAGCCCUCGAAUUGAUUGCCGAUGAAUUGCAUUCCACCUCUUCCGCUCCAUUGAGCUUAACUAACAUAACUUUUGAUCCUGAAGAUCAACGCCACCCAUUGUAUUCGCAAUGGAUGAUUUUAUUCAAAAUGCUUGGUAAUUUUUCUGGUGAUAGUAAUAACCAUCCCCAAUUACAGAAAAAAAAAUCAGAUUUUUUAGUAGCGUAGUUAUUUUUAUAAAAAUAAAAACAUUUUUUACUUCCUCGCGUCCACCCCACAUCAGAUUUCUGUGUGCCUGCCUUUGUCUUAAAAAAAUAACACGUGAAUUUGACGUUGACAGUUCAAGUGACAGUGACAUUUGUCUUGUCAUGGGGCACAUAACCUUUUGUGCUUUCAUCUGGUUAACCGUUUCCUCUGUUUUUCUGCGAAUUUUACGACUGUAUUCUUGACCCGGACCUCUGACUGUGGCUGCCUCAACGACGACCUUCGCUUUUGUACCCCGGACCUGAUCUCGAUACCUACUACGACGACCACUGCUCAACUAUUUGUGCUGUUUUAGACCUGUUUGGUCAUCACCAUGAAUAGAGAAACAUAUCAGCGAUACAGGGAGCCUAAACCGUGUUUUAUACCAACAUGCCCUAGGACUGAUAAAAAAAACCCGGGCCUUAAGUUCUUUGCUAUUAGAAAAGAGCUGAAAGAACGUUGGUGUCAAUUGGUUGGAAGAAAUUGUCCGAAACGAGACCUGUAUUGUUGUGAAGAACACUUAAACGUAAGUUACUUUGUCUAACAUACAAAAAAAAAUUGAGUGGUCUUUUGUUUGUUUUGUCGUACCUAGUUACAUGCUUUUAUUUGGGUAGUAAUAAAACCUCCGAAAGAAAACUAACCUAACCUAACCUACUAAAACUAAACGUACUUACUGAAAUACUAAAUUUCCGAAUGUGCCUGGGCGACUAGUGACUAGUCGCCCAUUUUAGUCGGAGGUUUAGUUUUUCGUUUGGAAGGUUUAUUAUUUUUCCUUUUAUUUUGUUCACAUGUCCCGGUGUCUAAUCAAAUCUUGGAAGUUAAAUUUGUCUGAUUUGAAGUUGCAUAUGUACAAUAUCGAUUGACAAUGCAAUAUUAUGAUGACAUGGAACUGAUCUGUGCUGGAGUUGGAAGGUGGCCAAAAAAAUAACUCGACACUAUCAAGAUUGGGCUUGUUUAGUUCGUACUGAUAAGCAGUUAGAAACUAUACAGUCGAGGUCAUAAAUAUGUUUACACAUUUUUACCUAGUCGAAUGCGUUUGCAUACUAAUUGUUAGCGACCGCAUUCGAGUAGGUAAAAAAGUGUAAACAUAUUUAUGACCUCGACUGUACAAAGAUAAGUACAGUCGGUAUCGGUAUAAAAGCUUGUCUCAAAAAUUAUUUAUAGAAAACAAUUUUGGACAGUCACAUUUAAACUUAAACAGUCAAUUUGUUUUAAUUAUAUGGUAGUAUAUAUAUAUGUGGUAGUAUAUAUGAAUAUUAUCCUCCUACUUUUACAACACUGUUCUUUAAAAUCUUAUAAAAAAUUAAAAUAUGUUGCGCAAGGAAGCUGCCAGCUGCUCGGUCACCUGUGGAGUCGACUAGCCUUUUUGAAAUCUCCUUAAAUGAAUGAUAUAAAACUACCAACCUUUUUCAUACUUACAGGUUGAAGAAGAUUUGGAAAAUUAUGAACAAUGGACAUCUGGUGCAAAGCCAAGAUUAAAGAUGAGUGCCACACUCAAGAAUUUUUCAAAAAAUCCAUUGACGGCAAAUGUCAAUAUAAUGAAUACUGAAGAUAUCAGUCGGCCAUCAACUUCAAGUGGUGAUGGGAUACGAAUCCCUCACAAUAUUGAUGUAGCUGUCCAGUGUGAAAAAAAAAUGGGUGUUUCAAAUAAGUCCAUCAUGGCCCAGCCUCAGACUCAAGACAGGGAUACACAAAUUCGUGGACGAAUAGUAAAAAAAAAGUGUUGCCAUCAAGUAAGAUGUAUAUAUCUAGCAGUGAGGACAGUCCCAAUCAAUCACCAUCGCUAUUUGGAACCUCUAACUUCGACUCAUCUUCCAGUGCACAACAAGAUACUGAGAAAAGCGUCAGGGAGCAUAUGCUGAAAAUUAUAAGAAAAAAGCCAAAACUGUUUUUAGGAUUGCCUAAAAGUUUUUGGUGGAUCAUCAACUUCUUAGCUCAAGACUGUCGUUGUGUGGCACUUCAUGUAAUUAUAACAUUAUUCAAAUUAAAAAACAAUGACUCGUUUGCCAGAAUGAGUGAACAAUUUGAAAUGGCCAGAUCGACUAUCCGACUGGCAUUUGAAAAAAAUGUAGCUACUUUGUCAACUUACUUUCAAAAUUGUAUAUAUUUGCCACCGCUUGCACAUAUUAAGAAAAAUUUGCCUUUGGCAUUCAAAAUCAGAUACUUCAAUGUCCAGUGUAUUAUUGACUGUUUUGAAAUUCAAAUUGAAAAAGCACGGGAUCCAGAUAAACAAGCGGGGACAUGGUCCCAAUACAAGUCAUGUAACACAAUGAAAUAUUUAAUUGGAUGUACACCAGCUGGAUACAUAGCAUUUCUUUCAAAGGGUUAUGGGGGAAGAACAUCUGACAAAGCGAUCACAGAGAAAAGUAAUUUUAUUGAUGUUAUUCCUCUUAACGCAGUAGUUAUGGCUGAUCGAGGGUUUAAGGAGAUUGAAUCAUUGUUAAGCGUCAAAAAUGCAAAACUGUUAAGACCCCCAAGUGUGUAUGCAAAUAAAAAGAUGACAAAACAAGAAGUUUUAGAAACCAAGGUAAUAGCUAGUCUGCGGGUGCAUGUAGAAAGAGUUAUAAGACGAGUAAGAGAAUUUCAUAUGUUAAAACCUCAUGCUGUUGUAAAUAGCAAACACAUUAAGUAUUUGGACGACCUGGUGAUAAUAGCUUGUGGAUUAAUAAAUCUGCAGAACCCAAUAAUAAAAGACUGCUGAUUA